Messenger RNA from Ctenocephalides felis (cat flea), 1200 nucleotides. RefSeq lists its product as uncharacterized. The record is from RefSeq and is a predicted model, not a curated record. Lineage: Eukaryota; Metazoa; Arthropoda; Insecta; Siphonaptera; Pulicidae. The coding region runs from base 1 to 1200 and encodes 399 amino acids. The transcript has 7 exons. Gene Ontology annotation, molecular function: protein binding.
AUGGCUCCCAGAAAGGUUUUGUGUUAUCUUAUGUCUAAUAUGGUGCUCCCUGGUCCUGAUGGGGACAAUCAACCUUCUGCGUCCAACCAGGACGAUAAUCUCGAUAUAUUGGAGAGGAUCUUACGAGAACCACCAGAUCAAGAUCGAGGUGACCAGGAACAAAUGUUGCAAAGACUAUCACGCCUAAGAGAUCCAAUGGCCAAUUUAAAUGUUGUCAAUACAAGAUAUGGUUUAGUUAGUCCACUUGAACCGACUUUAUAUGAAUUACUGCAGAGAAUUUGUGCAUCCGAAGCAAAUGGAGAGGAGAAGGACGUGGAGUCGUUGCUCCGAGUAACAAUGCGAGUCACAUCGCGCGAUGUGUCUCUGCAGCGUCUGCACCUUUACGUGCCUGCACUUCAGGAAUUGGUUCUGGAAGGGUCCAGGAUGACUUCCAUCAGGGACCUAGGAUGUGACCUUGUCAACCUUAAAUUGCUGAAUAUAAGCAAUUGUGGUUUAGAUUCGUUGGACGGAACAAACGGUCUUCCCGUAACUCUGGAGAAAUUGUACGCUGCACGAAAUCGAAUCCGGGACGUGAUUUGUGUCGUAAGUCUCGAGGGACUGCAACUCCUCGACCUCAGUGGGAAUCGUGUCCGAGAUAUAUCAACUUUGGGUUUUUUGACUUUGUGCGAGGAGCUCCGAAGCAUAUUCCUUGCAAAUUGUCCCUGCGCAGAUAUACCGGAUUUCAGGCGACGAGUGCGUAAACUGAUGCCUCAUUUGCACGAACUCGAUGGAAUACCCUUCCAGGAAGAAGAUGACGAAGGAUCAGAAGAAUAUAAAUCUAAAUUUAUCCAGUCAACAAGUGAUAUAAAAAAUUUGUUAGAAAUAGACAAUAUCCAAGAAUCACCAAGAGGACUGAAAAAACUAAAUGCUUCUGAAACACUAUGUGGAAAUUUGGCCAAAUCUUUAAGAAAUCGUCAAGCCAAAUCUACAACUUGUUCAAUUGAAAAUAAAAGUAAAUCAGUAGCAAAUAAGACAAUGGAAACUAAAAAAUUUAAUUUAUCUCCACGAUUAAAUCCGUUACCUGAGAUAACUCCAGAUUUUGAGGAAAGCACCGAAGAUUCAGAAGUAAAAUUGAAUAUUUCUGUACGACCUGAUUCAAAAAUUUCGGGUAAGACUAAUUUGGCUGAUGACACUGCAUCAUUAACACCCAAAUCAUUGUAA